Grammomys surdaster is the source of this 1681-nucleotide messenger RNA. RefSeq names its product fibulin 7 (gene Fbln7). Gene Ontology annotation, molecular function: calcium ion binding. NCBI's taxonomy places the organism in Eukaryota, Metazoa, Chordata, Mammalia, Rodentia, Muridae. Bases 1 to 1323 code for a protein of 440 amino acids. The record is from RefSeq and is a predicted model, not a curated record. The transcript has 8 exons.
AUGGGACCGGGCUCUCAGCGCACGCUCGUCCUUCUCUUGUUGCUCCUCGCCAGCCCUGGAGCGCGGGCUUUCCAGAGCUGUCUCAACAAACAGCAGCUCCUCACAACCAUCCGCCAGUUGCAGCAGCUGCUGAAGGGCCAGGAGACCCGCUUCACUGAAGGCAUUCGAAACAUGAAGAGCCGGCUGGUUGUUCUGCAAAACACUGUUAACAAAAUGACCCCGGAUGCAUCUCCAGUUUCCUGCCCAGCUCUGGAUGCUCCUCCUGAUGGCAAGAAGUUUGGAAGCAAGUACUUAGUGGACCAUGAAGUCCAUUUUACCUGCAACCCUGGGUUCCAGCUGGUUGGGCCCAGCAGUGUGGUGUGUCUUGCUAACGGUACCUGGACUGGAGAACGGCCCCGCUGCAGAGAUAUCAGUGAAUGCUCCAGCCAGCCUUGUCACAAUGGAGGGACGUGUGUGGAAGGUGUCAACCACUACAGAUGCAUCUGUCCUCCAGGAAGAACUGGGAACCGCUGCCAGCAUCAGACCCAGGCUGCGGCCCCCGACGGCGGUGUGGCCGGUGACCCCGCCUUCAGCCGCGCGCCCCGCUGCGCGCAGGUGGACCGGGAACAGCACUGCAGCUGCGAAGCGGGAUUCCACCUGAGCGGCACCGCGGGCGGCCACAGCGUCUGCCAGGAUGUGAAUGAGUGUGAGAUCUAUGGGCAGGAAGGACGCCCCCGGCUCUGCAUGCAUGCCUGCGUGAACACCCCUGGCUCCUACCGAUGUACCUGCCCGAGUGGAUACCAGAUCCUGGCCGAUGGGAAGAGCUGUGAGGAUGUUGAUGAGUGUGCGGGCCCACAGCACAUGUGCCCCCGGGGGACCACAUGCAUCAACACCGGAGGAGGCUUCCAGUGUGUCAACCCUGAGUGUCCUGAGGGCAGCGGCAAUAUAAGCUACGUGAAGACAUCUCCCUUCCAGUGCGAGAGAAACCCAUGUCCCAUGGACAGCAGACCAUGUCGCCACCUGCCCAAGACCAUCUCCUUCCAUUACCUCUCUCUCCCUUCCAACUUGAAGACGCCCAUCACACUCUUCCGCAUGGCCACAGCCUCAAUUCCUGGCCAUCCUGGGCCCAACAGCCUGCGCUUUGGGAUCGUGGGUGGGAACAGCAAUGGUCAUUUUGUAAUGCAGCGCUCAGACCGGCAGACAGGAGAGCUCAUCCUUGUACAGACCCUGGAGGGGCCUCAGACUCUGGAAGUAGAUGUUGACAUGUCAGAAUACCUGGAACGCUCCUUCCAGGCCAACCACGUGUCCAAGGUCACCAUCUUUGUGUCUCGUUAUGACUUCUAAGGAUGCCAUGGCAGUCGGGAGGCUGGGGUUUGAGAUCUGGGCUGAUUUCUCUUCCCCAAGAGCUGUGGUGAUCAUUUCUCCUCUGUCAUGUUCCCACCUUCUCUGCCUGCUCACUCAGGCUUCUAGAGCAAUGUUGUGUUCUGACCCAGGGUCUGUCACAGAAGGGAAGCCACAAACAAAAGCUGUUUCCACCAUCACACUGCUUUUUUUUUCUGCUUUAAGCCCACCCCUACCCUAUUAGGAGACAGCACAGAAUUUCAAAAUGCUAUGUAAAUGACCAUGUGAGUUUGAACCAGCUGAAGUGGGGAGAGAAGCUCCUGGUGUGUGCUUGAAACAAUAGCCAACUGUUCUGCAUUGA